Molecule: messenger RNA, 456 nt
Organism: Parnassius mnemosyne (clouded apollo)
Lineage: Eukaryota; Metazoa; Arthropoda; Insecta; Lepidoptera; Papilionidae
Source: the annotation of a GenBank genome assembly
AUGCUGAAAUCCGCCACAGGAUCCCUUGUAAAUGUCCUGAAAAGGUCAUUGGUUCCUACAGUUAGGGCCAGUGCAAUACAAGUGAGGAGGUCACACGAUGGUCCCGUUGAAUCCGAUGAAGAAUUCGAUAGCAGAUACGAAGCCUUCUUCAACAGAAAAGAUAUUGAUGGCUGGGAGAUUCGCCAAGGAAUGAACGACUUGUGCGGUAUGGACCUUGUCCCAGACCCAAAGAUCAUUAAGGCUGCACUCCACGCUUGCAGACGAGUAAAUGACUAUGCUCUUGCAAUCCGAUUUAUUGAGGCAUGCAAAAACAAAUGUGGUAACAAGGUUAAUGAAAUCUAUCCUUACAUCAUCCAAGAAAUCAAACCCACACUGACUGAACUUGGUAUUGAGACUCCGGAGGAACUUGGUUAUGACAAACCAGAAUUAGCAUUGAAAAGUGUUUAUGAGGUUUAA